Molecule: messenger RNA, 1542 nt
Organism: Bathycoccus prasinos
Lineage: Eukaryota; Viridiplantae; Chlorophyta; Mamiellophyceae; Mamiellales; Bathycoccaceae
Exons: 1
Coding region: 1-1542 (513 amino acids)
Biological process (GO): regulation of transcription by RNA polymerase II
Cellular component (GO): piccolo histone acetyltransferase complex
Source: RefSeq, a predicted model, not a curated record
AUGGCAUCUCUGGCGCAACAACGCUCCUACCGGAACCGCCCGAUCGAAGUCACGCAGCAACUCUCCAUCGUGCGAGAUCCGAACGCGAUCGCGGAGGACCAAAUCGUCUCUCGAGAGGUCUCGCACGCGCACAAGCAACUGGACAAAGAGAACGAGGAAGUGUUAACGAAAGAAAACGAAAAGACGAAACAACAAGAAAUUCCAAUACCGGAAGUUUUGAAAGUCGGUUUAAGGUACGAGAAAGAUUAUAAACCGAGUUACGAACAGGACGAGAGGUAUUUACGGUCUCGAGCGACGGCGGGGAGACCGGAGUUGGAAACGCCGACGACGGCGGACGGGGUGGAGUACGAUUUGGAUAACGACGACGAGGAUUGGCUGAAGAAGUAUAACAGCAGUAAGAAAGAAUCCCACGUGCCGUUGGACGAGGACGAUUUCGAGAGGAUGUUGUGGAAAUUGGAGUUGGCGUGCGGCGAGGCGAACGAGAGAGUUUUGGCGGUGACCGCGCAGCAAGCGCAGGAGAAAGGAAGCGCGUUAUCGUAUCAAGAUCGGUGCGCGGCGUUGGCGAGCACGUCGAAUUUACCGAAAGAUAGCGCGGUGGAAGUUUUAGCGGAGAUUGUGAAUAAGCAAUCCGUCAUCGUCGCCGUGUACGAGUAUUGGGUGGAGAAGAGAAAGAGUACGCAAAAGCCGUGUUUGAGGAGGUUGCAGCCGCCUCCGGCGCCGAACGAUACCAAUCCGUUCAACGUGUUUCGUCCGAGAGAGAAGAUUCACAGACCGCAAACGAGAAGACGAAGAGAAAACGACGUCGCUGGUUACGAGAAACUUUUACGCGCGAGGGAUAGUUUGGUCGUCGCCAGAGCGGCGUUGCAGCUGACGCAGAGAAGAGAAACUCGUAAGCACGAAAUUUUCGAGGUGGAACGCGCCGCGCAAAAGUUAUUGAUUGAUUUGAGGCACGAACCGAAAUCGGAGAUGGAGAGGAUAGAAAAAGAGGCGAAGAAAGAAGACGAAGAGAGAGCGAAGAAAGAGUUGCCAGAGUUACCGAUCAAAGGGAAGAACGUGGCGUUGUGCGACGGCCACUUGGAGAUUUUCAAGGCGAACGAUAACACCUGGGCGAUUGUCACCGAACCGGACGAGAGCGAAAUCAUAGCCGCGAAUAAACGAGAGAAGCAAGCGUUGUUGAAUAAAAACAAGAGAAGUCGACAGCAAAAAGAAGCCGAGGAUGCCAAGAAACACAAAGCCGGGAAAGAGGUGGUUUUAUACGAACCUCCGCCGGAGAUUCCAGACAUCGAGAUGUUGUUCGCGAAAAUCCCGUUAGGUUCCGCUUUGAGACGGUUCCAGUUACCGUUGGGGCAGUUGAAGGAGAGAUGCAAAGCGAGAGUGGGUAGGUGCGGAAGAGUUAUAUUCGAUCGAAAAGAUCCAAUCAGCCGAGAGGCGUAUUAUUGCGAAGAGGACGACGAAGGCUCGUUCGAUUUGAAUAAUCAUCAUAGUAAUAAUGUCACCGACGAUUGGCAGGCGAACUUCGAUCCUUACGCCUUUCUCUAUUAG